UGCAGCUGGGGGAGUCGCUGUACUGUUGCACUUUGGCAAGCGUAGCUGACGUCCUUUUUGAAAGCAUAGUUAACGCUAGCCAUUUCUUCGGCUAUUUUAACACGGAACGCUACAAAUGUCGGUUAAUUGACCGGGGUAGGAUGUAACCGGUGUCUGAUUCGUGCUAAUUAGAUGAGCUAGCAGGCUGCGUAGCUAACUCAGCUAGCUUGCUAGCAUAUUAGUUAUUGCCACAUGUUACAUUGAAGUUACCGUCUUCUUCGCCUCCACUCACAUAAAUAUAUCAAUAUGGCACACAGGAAAGAAGUGUUUCAAUCAAAAGUACUCCAGAAGCUUUACCCUGCAGCUCCUAAACUGGAGAAGGAACCCAGCCCACCAAGCAUUGUAAAUGCCCUUUCCAAAAAAACCUUUGUGAAAAGAAAAGCAUCUCAACGAGACACCACCAGCGGAGAUGCAGGCACACUGACUGCAGCCAAUCCAGGCAGGCGGAUAUACACGGUCCUUCCUCCUCCUGCAGACUACAAGACAGAUUCAGGGGAAUCCGUCACACUUUCUCAGUUAGAAAGCAUAAAUAGUGCAGAGCACCCAGCUGAAGAGAGCGUCCAUGAUAGCAAUGAAGAACGAGAUCAAGAUGAAGAUGACGAGGGGCAGAAAAGAAAAAGGAGGCGACGGAAAAGGAAACCAACGCCUCAUCAAGACUCUGUGAAAGAUGGAGCUGCUCCACUGAGUGAGUCCAGCACAGGUCAGACUCAGACACCUGUGGGUGAGGCAGGGGAGCGCAUUAGCAGGAACAAAAAGAGGAAGCUGAAAAAGAAGCGGCACAAAGAAAAGCUACUCUUGAUGGGUCUGAUGCCCCGAGCCGCUGCCCUGGAGUUCACAUACCGAAAAGAUGGGGAGGAGGAGGAGGAAGAGGAGGUUAACAAGAGGAGAGCUGCAGAAGUGUCAGACUUCCUCAGGACAACAAUGGAAAUCUAUUUGUCAGAUUCCUCGACGUGUAUGGACAAGCCACCCCUCCUGUCUGGGACAGUGGAUGACCUUCUGAGCAGCAUUGCCAGCGGAUGCAAGCCCACCUCUGUCCUGAAGCAGCUCCACAGUCUCAAGGCCUUUGUUCAGCAGAAACAGACAGACAAACUGGAAAAGGCACUGGAGGAACUCUGCAACACCUCGCCUAUGUCUGCAGAGGAAACCACUGCAGUCGUUUCACUGUUCCAAUACUGGAUCACAGACAUUUUUCCCAUGCAGGGAGACAAGAAGACAGGGCUUCCUACGAUGCACCCAUGAGAUAGUGAGUCACACUGAAACAGCGACUCUGCUGAAAGAUUAUUUCUACUCUGCUCCUGAGAAAUGUUGUGCUUUGUACAAUGUUGGACUUUUCAUGGUGCCGCAUAGAGUAUUUUUGUUAUUAAAGAUUUUUGUAUUUGA
This is a messenger RNA of Plectropomus leopardus (leopard coralgrouper), 1419 nucleotides long. RefSeq names its product glutamate rich 1 (gene erich1). The record is from RefSeq and is a predicted model, not a curated record. Lineage: Eukaryota; Metazoa; Chordata; Actinopteri; Perciformes; Serranidae.